This is a messenger RNA of Mytilus californianus (California mussel), 5691 nucleotides long. RefSeq lists its product as uncharacterized. The coding region runs from base 7 to 2943 and encodes 978 amino acids. Lineage: Eukaryota; Metazoa; Mollusca; Bivalvia; Mytilida; Mytilidae. The record is from RefSeq and is a predicted model, not a curated record. Gene Ontology annotation, molecular function: ATP binding; protein kinase activity; protein binding. The transcript is spliced from 13 exons. Gene Ontology annotation, biological process: signal transduction; protein phosphorylation. Gene Ontology annotation, cellular component: plasma membrane.
UUCAAUAUGGCUGCCUUAGUUCUCCCGAAACUGAAAGAAAGGAUGCACGAAAAACAGAACAGAUACAUUUACCACCUUCCUUACAGUAUAACAAGACAAAUUGCUCAAAAUUUAGACAUCGACAAUGCAUGGCAACAUUUAGCUGCAGAAAUAGGUUAUACCCAUCAACAAGUCAGGGUAUUUGAAAUGGAACAAAGGCGACCUGGAGUAAGUCCUGCUCAGCAAAUGCUAACAGAUUGGCAAGCUAAGAAUCCUACAGCCCAAGAUCUUCAUGACAAAUUACACAAGAUAAACAGAAGAAGAGAAAUGCAAAUUUUAGAGGCAUGGUUUACGAGUGAGUCAGAAGAUACUCAGUCAUUUUAUUCACCAAAGAAAGUUAACAGUAACGAUGACCGGACAGCAUCACAAAUACAAGCAGCUUUAGAUAAUUUUGAUAGCAAAAGCAUUAAGCCUCCAGGGAAAGGACAAAACAGAAAGACUUCCCCGCCAAAAGUUGAAGAUGUCAAUGUCAAUUUAAACAGAUGUGAUACAUUCAAAGACAAAAUGGAAAUGGGAAGUAAACAUUUAGAUGGAGGAUUGAUUUCUAAACCUUCAAUUAAGAAACAAAUUAGCAAAGAAGUUGAAAGUGAAGACAAAACAAUAAUGCAUGAAGUUGGAGUGAGUGGCCCAGGAAAAAGUAUGGACAAUAUGGCAUCUAAUACGGCAUUAAGACAGAGAUUACAAAAUAACAAAAGUUCCUCAGGGUACCACAAAUCCAAAGACAAAGAUGUUGGUUCCUCAGAGUACCACAAAUCCAAAGACAACGAUGUUGAUUAUUCAAUAGCUUUAAAUGGAAUUCAUGGUUUUAGUUACAAAGAAAUUGUUCAAGCAACUGAUGGAUUCAGUGAUGAAUACUUAAUUGGACAGGGUGCUUAUGGGAAAGUUUUCCAUGCAGUUUUAAAAAAUACAAAAUGUGCUGUUAAAAAAUUAUUUUCUAGAGAAGAUGUGAAUGGUAACAUAGAACAGCAAGUCAAAAGAGAGUUAGCAACUUUAAGCAAGUAUAGACACAACAAUAUAGUGUUGCUGUAUGGCUAUAUGAUUGACCAACCUGAUGUCUCCAUGGCUGAUGUUUGUCUUGUAUAUCAGUUGAUGCCUAAUGGUUCUCUGGAAGAUAGAAUAGCAUGCAAGGACAAUACCCCUGCAUUAACAUGGAAACAAAGACUAGGAAUCCUGAGAGGAGCUGCCUGUGGUUUACAGUUUCUACAUACAUUAACAGAUACACCACUCAUACAUGGGGACAUUAAAAGUGGGAACAUCCUAUUAGACAGCAACUUUGAAGCCAAAAUAUCAGAUUUAGGGAUGGCUCAGCAUGCCACAACUGGUUCUGAGACUGGUCUACUGACACAUAUCACAAAGAAACAAGCUGAUACUAAACAGUAUCAGACCAGAGCAUAUCUGCCACCUGAGGCUCAAAGAGGGUCUAAAAUGUCUGUCAAAGGGGAUACAUAUUCAUAUGGUGUAGUAAUUUAUGAAGUCUGUACGGGGGAGAAAUCUUAUGAUGAAAGAAGGGAAGGAACUGACAAUAAAUUUUUGGUUGAGUAUAUGAUUGAAAUGGUUGGUGAUAAUGAAGAGAAAUUUUACAACAUGUGCGAUCCAAAUGAUAAAAAUAUUCCUCAGGAUUUGUACAAUUCUGUGUUUAAACUGGCACAGGCGUGCACAUCCAAAUUAAAGAAAGGUCGACCAGAAAUGAAAAUGGCAUUUACAGAUUUAGAAAAAUUGGAGGAGGAUUUCAUGAAUAGUUUUGAUAGAAGAAAUGGAGUCUGUGAUUCAGUCAACACAAUUGAGCAAACAACUAUGCAGUAUUCAAAUCUAGUGGAUGCCAGUUCUCACGGUGGAUGUGUGUUUGUUGAUCCAUCUAGUCUUGAUCCUCAUUUGGCAUCCAUGUUGUCUCAAAUCCCUCCAGGUCAACCUAUACCAGAAUCUUUACUACUGCAGAUGGGAUAUGAUCAUAGAGUUCCUGGUACUGUUGCAACGGAACUUCAAGUACAACAGAAAUUAGCAGAGAUAAAAAAGUAUGAAGAGGAAUUCAAUGGAACUAAGGAAAUGGUCGUUGUUGAGGAAAACCAGGAAGAUAUUCAAAUUGAGGAAAACACAUAUGAAAAUAAUGAUGAAGUUACAAAUAUUGAAGAAAACAAUGCAAAUGAAACCACAGAACCAUCUUUUGAAUGUGAAAAUGUGGAAUCGCUUCAGCAACUUGAUGAUCAUCAGCCAGAAUGUGAAGGAGAACUUGAUUUGGAGCAAGAACGAAUGGACCGUGAAGAUAGACGAUUAGAAAAUCUGAAAUUAGUUUCUGAAGAAGACCCAGUAGUGAAGGAAAAGUUUACUAAAUCUAGAGACGAUUUCUUUGCACGAUUUCAGCAGCAGUUGAUGUUUGCCACACAAUAUAGUGAUGAAUCUGUGUGUGAAAACGAAGAAGAAGAUGACGACGAAGAUAACACUCUUGUGAACAAUGAUAAUGUACAAAGCCAAAAUUCUGUUUAUAUAUAUAAUGAUCAAAAUGAAGAACAAUAUGAUUCAAAUCUGUUGUUCAGUCAAAUGGACGAAAAUCUUGAUACUCCCAUUCAAAACAUGGAAACAAAUAGAAAUUAUGAUCACGGAGAUAAACUGGAUGCCCACAGACAGAAAUGUGAUAACUAUCAAAGUAUUGCCAGAGAAAUGAGCGAUGAGAAUGGAAAAGUUGUAGGAGAAUUAAUCGAACCUGAUCAAAGACCUUUCGAAGGAGACAUUUCUGAAAGUGAAAAUUCUUUAAUCAAUGACUUUGGUACAGCUUUAUCAAUAGAAACUGAUGGUGAUGUAAAUGUUAACUUAAAUGUCAUAACAAACCAGUUCUCACAGAAAAACAAUUUUACUUGGCAACAGCUCCAAAGGAGACCUGAGGCCUCAGAAGGGGAAUGCUAUGUGUAAAUAAAACUUUCUUUCUUAUGAGUUAAAACCAACCUUUAAAAAGUCAUCAUUGCAUUUACCAUUUGAAACCAUUGCUAAAACUUUAUACACAUGUAUUAUAUUACAGUAAUACUGCAAUAUUUACUAUAAAAUUCAUUCUUAUAACUUAGAAUUGAAUAUGUAGAUAUUUUUUUUUAUGAUAGAGCUAUAGUGCUAUAAUAUGUUUAAUAAUUUAUCUGAAGAAAAAAAAAUGACCUAGUUUUUUAGUGCGAUCAUGUCAGUUGCAUAACAUGAAUUUCUUAAGAUAGAAAAUAACUAAAGUUUUCAAUUAAGUUGAAUGUUUAGAAGUAACAUUGAAUGUCAACCAUUAAGUUUAGAAGUAACAUUUAAUUUGCACAAUAUGUUUGGAAGCAACAUUAAGUUUGCACAGUAUGUAACAUUAAUUGUCAAACUUUUUGUAUAGAAGAAACAUUAACUUAGAAGUAUUAAGGUGGUACCAAACACAUGGACUAAAAUUAAUUUGGCUCGUUUAAUUUUCAUAAAAUUUUGAAAAAAUAUUUACUUUGACCCUUUGACAAAAAUAUAAAAAUUUCAAAAAACUUGAACCACAUACUUUAUUGGAAAAAUUUCAUUGGAUAUAUAGCAGUUUGACAAACACUAAUUUUGAUCAUUGAGAAGCUUUAUAUUUCCUUAGCAAUAGGAUGUGAUUAAAACGUUCAGCUGAUUUUUAAAGAGUUAUCUCCCUGUAGUGUUAUGUACCACCUUAAUUGCAUUUUUUUGUAUUAAAGAAGGAGGAAAAUAGUCUUUUUCUCAAAGAAUUUUCAAAUGCCUUGCUUUCUCUAUUGAUAAAUUAUGAUUGCUUAUUUCAUUUUUGUUAUUUUUUAUUUUUUUCCUCAAUAGAGUUAUAUUCUGUUUAGGCCCUUUUUUGGUCAUAUAGCUCCUUACAUUUCAGUGUAUUUAUGCAUACCUUUCAGAUGUUUAUGUUUGAGCUUUCCUGAUGAAGGUAAAUGCAGAAAAGCACUUCAGAUGCACGAACGUUUGUCUUUAUUUCAUUUAGGAAAUAAGUAAAUCGUUGUUUCCAAAUAGUGCUUAAAAUUUUUGUAACGAUACAACUUUCUUUUAUUAUCUAUUUUCCAAGUUAAUAUUCAUACAUGUUUUUAAACAAAUUCAAAAAAAAAGUUGUUUUAAGUUUUACAAAGUUUUUGCACUUUUUACUAAUUUACCUCUUUAAAUUUUUUUAACAUAUGAGCUGCGUCUGAUAGAAAUCCACUUUAUGCAAAUGAGUAUCAAUACAUAUGUUUACCUAUUUCAGGUUGAAAAAAUCAAUAUGCAAAGUCUGUAACUGUUUGAAAAUUAAGUUGUUAUAUGAACCCUACAAAAUAGACAAAAAUUUAUCUUUUAUUUUGUAUUUGAAUGUUCCAACAUUAUCAAAAGUCUUAUACAUGUACAUGUAUACAUGCACUUGCAUAAGGUCGAUUUCUAUCCUAUGCAGCUCAUAUGUAUAAAAGCAACUUGAUUUGUUCAAACUAUUUGAAGACAAAAAAGGUUCAUAUUACAUGUAUAAUGGUUUAAUUUCAAAAUAUAUAAUUUUAUUGCAUAAUAACCGUCCAAAUGUGAUGGGCCCUACUGAGACUAGUCAUGGUUUGAAUAGCAACUUUACCAAUUUUGGGUAUCUUUUCUGUAAAUAUUGCAAUUUAUUGAAAUUUCCACUUAGGAAUUGUAUCAUUUGAUAAUACUUGAAGGAGCAUUAUCCCAUUUUUGUUGUGACAGAGGCUCUAAAUCAUACAGUAAAGGCAUCCCUUUCAUGUUCAUAUUUUCAAGGUGAUAAAUCACUCAAAAUUUUUCUUUCAGUUCGAUGGAAGCAGUUAUAAAAUUUGAAUUACAAUUUGUUAUAUUUUGACUGUCUUAUAUUUCAGUCCCACCAUGUUUAUAAUUUAGAUUUAGAUUUAGAUAAAUCCAAACAUCCUUCCACAUAUUAUUCCAAAAUUUUUGGAUUUUUAUAUUUAAAAAAAAUCAGCAUGUUGCACUUAAUGGUCUAUCACUGCCAUUUGGCCUCCAAUGACUUAAGUGAACUGCCAGCUGAAGGACGCCUCCGGGUGUGGGAGUUUCUUGCUGCAUUGAAGACCCAUUGUGGCCUUCGGCUGUUGUCUGCUCUAUGGUUAGGUUGUCUCUUUGACACAUUCCCCAUUUCCAUUUUCAAUUUUAUAUUCAAGUGUAUAAAAACAUUAUUUAUUUUAUUGCAAAUCUGAAAAAAAAGCCAUUUGUUCAAUUUUAAAACACUUUAGAAGUAGAUUGAUGAUGUUAUUAUUCUGAAUUAUUUUAAGAUUUUAAGGCAUUUUAUUGGAACCAAAUCUUGAUAUUUUUUUCAAAAUGCUCUCUGUUGAUAAUGGUGAUGUGAUAAUGUAUCAUAAUAUAACCAUCGGCCCACUGUCCCAAUCCAUAUAUGACAUAUGUACAGCUGAUGUUCAAAUAGCAGCAUUAAAUGUACAUCAUACUAACUUACCGGUACUACUUAGAAUUAAAUUACCAUAAAUAAUGCACUCAAUAUUUUAAGUGAUUAUUAUAAUGCACAAUUAGGUGAUAAAGAAUGCUGUAAACAUGUUUCAUGAUAAAAUUAAAUAUUUAUUUUUAGUAUACAUGUGUAUACACAGUUUGUGAUAUUAUAGAAUACUGAUGUAUUGAUUGUAUAUUUUGAAGAAAGUGCUAGUGUAAGUUUUUAAAGAUUUGUUAGUUAAUAUAUAUCAAUAAAUUGUUUGUUAACUGUUCAAA